AUGUGCCCCGCGCCCGACCAUGGAGGCUCAGCGAUCGAAGAUCCCCAACCUGACGACGAACACAACAACAACAACGACAUAACCGCUUCCGAGCCUGUGAUCCAGGCUGGCGCCAACAUUCGCACGAGAGCCCGGACCAUGACGAGCACCGAAGAGAUCGACAACACCAUCAUCCGCCCGGGCUCUGUCCGUAUCAAUGUCAAGGGCGCAUUCAUUGUCGACCCGGACUCCAAUUCUCCGAGCAACAAUGGCCGCGGAUCCCCGACCCAUCAUGAGACGAGCGAUAUUCGCCUACCGAACCACCACGCCGUCGUCAGCCAUAUCGCCGUAGAUAUCGGUGGCUCUUUGAUCAAGCUUGUCUACUUUACGCGCGAGGCCGGCUCCAAGGAGCCUGGCGGCCGCCUCAACUUUCUCAAUUUCGAGACGGAUCGCAUCGAUGACUGCAUCGAGUUCAUGCGCCAUCUGAAGGACAAGCAGCAAACCCUCAAUGGCUCCCAACCUAACGAAUUGAGUGUCAUGGCCACUGGUGGCGGCGCUUUCAAGUUCUACGACAAAAUGCGGGACGUUUUGGGUGUCGAUGUGUUGCGCGAGGAGGAGAUGGAGUGUCUGAUCAUUGGCGAGUACAGUCUCGACUUCUUCAUCACUGAAAUCCCUCGAGAGGUAUUCACCUACAGCGAAACCGACCCAAUGCACUUCGUCUCUCCCUCGGAGAACAUAUACCCAUACCUCCUCGUCAACAUCGGUUCCGGAGUCUCCCUUCUCAAAGUUUCGGGCCCUCGAGAGUACCAACGUGUUGGCGGCACAUCGCUCGGCGGUGGCACGCUCUGGGGCCUUCUAUCACUCCUCACGGGCGCCCGCACCUUUGACGAGAUGCUCGACAUGUCAGAACAGGGUGAUAAUGCCAAGGUGGACAUGCUCGUUGGUGACAUCUACGGCGGCGACUAUGGAAAGAUUGGCCUCAAGAGCACGACUAUUGCGUCCUCCUUUGGCAAGGUCUUCCGUAUGAAACGCACGGCAGAAGAUGAGGCCGAAGACCACGGCGGCCUCCAUAACGGCGACAACAAAAACCGCGCCUCUUCAGUGACGCAUCCCGAAGGCCCAGCAGAGGAGGCACCUCAAGUGGCCGGGGAAAACGCUUCAGACCAGCCUUUCUCUGGCGCAGACAUUUCCAGGUCGCUAUUGUACGCCAUUUCCAACAAUAUCGGUCAAAUUGCCUUCCUCCAGUCGCAGAUUCACAACCUGGACCAUAUCUACUUUGGCGGCUCAUUCAUCCGUGGCCAUCGCCAAACGAUCAACACCCUCAGCUACGCCAUCAAGUUCUGGUCGCAAGGAAAAAAGCAAGCAUACUUUCUCCGGCACGAGGGUUAUCUGGGUUCCGUCGGCGCCUUCCUCAAGCGCCAACCUCGGAACUGGGGACGACGGGGGUCAUUUGAGGAAGCGCAGCACCUUGAGCGGCGACUCCGGGGCCGUGCGAUUCCACACGACGCCGAGAUGCAGAGCCUAGUAGAUGACUACGCCUCUGAAUCGGGAAGGGACUGA
Molecule: messenger RNA, 1539 nt
Organism: Colletotrichum truncatum
Lineage: Eukaryota; Fungi; Ascomycota; Sordariomycetes; Glomerellales; Glomerellaceae
Source: RefSeq, a predicted model, not a curated record